GGAGCGAAGAGGCCUCCCCGGAGGAGGAUGGUCCCCGCGGUGGGGCUGCAGCUGCUGAGCCCGCCGUGUACUCCGUCGAUCCUUUUGUCUCAAACUAUGCCAGAGAUGACAGAGAAAGCUCCUCUUAAAAAGCAGCACCGGAAGAAAAACCGUGAGACUCAUAACGCAGUGGAGAGGCAUCGAAAGAAGAAAAUCAAUGCUGGUAUAAACCGAAUUGGUGAGCUAAUUCCAUGUUCCCCUGCACUGAAACAGAGUAAGAACAUGAUCCUCGAUCAAGCAUAUAAAUAUAUAACAGAAAUGAAAAAGCAAAAUGAUGAACUCCUGUUGAAUGGAGGAAACAAUGAACAAGCUGAAGAAAUAAAAAAACUCCGGAAGCAGUUGGAUGAACUCCAGAAAGAAAAUGGGCGCUACAUAGCAUUAUUGAAAGCCAAUGACAUUUGCCUUUAUGAUGAUCCUACCAUCCACUGGAAAGGGAAUCUUAAAAAUUCAAAUGUUUCUAUUGUGAUCCCCAACGAUCAGGCACAAAAGAAGAAAGAAAGUCUGAAAAAUACAAAUAUUUCUGUUGUUAUCCCCAAUGAUCAACUGCAAAAGAAUAUCAUUGUAUAUUCCAAUGGCAGUCAGUUUGGUGGAAGUACCCAGGGGGCAUCUGUCCAAGGAAUAACUUUCAAUAUAGGACAUAAUUUACAGAAACAGACAGCUAAUGUUGUUCCUGUCCAGAGAACUUGCAACACUCCUGCAACCAUUUCUAGUAUUUAUUCAACAGCAAUCAAAUCAGGUAUACAAACUUCAGUUUCUUCUUUAGUAUCAGGCCUACCCAAUGCAGACAAAAAAGCCCUUGAGCAACCUACCUCUGAGAACAAGCAGGGCAUGUCUACUUGUACUAGUGCUGCCGGUUCUCUGCAUACCUCUCAGCUAGUAAGACUGCAGACUGAAAAACAGAUUUCAUCACAAGAAGAGGAUGACAUCUCCAAACCUAAAAAUAAACAAGGGAGUUUGAAGUUGAUUGAGAAAGCAAGUGUAUCGAGCCCCAUCCUUCCUUCCAGUGUUAGUGUAGAUGUACUUCAUUGUCAACUAGCAAAUAUACCACCAGAAGCAGGUUCAAGAAGUGGGUCCCUAGGAAGCUGUGUGACUUCUACAGGUGACCCAACCUGUGCUGCAUCUGUAAGGCAAUCCACUGAUGGAAAGCCAUCCACAGAAAAGGUCUUCAAAAGCCUAGAUGGUAGAGCUGCAGAAGGAGUAGAAGCUCUGAAGGCUGUAACAGAACUGAAUGCGGUGCCUGCUACUACUGUAGAGAAAUGGCCUUUUCCCAGUUCUUCAGGUGUUGGCAUUCCAGACUCAAAAAGCAUGGGUAGUCUUAUGCGAAUCACUUCAGCUGGAAAUACUCAAACUACAUGGACUACAUUACAGCUAGCAGGAAGCACUGUUCAGCCUCUAAACCAUGCUCCAUCCAACGUAAUUCCAGCCCUUUUAAAUGAGCCAAUUAAUGAUGCUAGUAUUGUAGCUACCAGUCCAAACAAGACUCUGGCCAAUGCUGCUGGUUUAAACAACUCUCCAGUUCCCGAUGAACACCCAGCUGACCAAUUGGUUGUUACCUUGCCUUCCUAUUCAUCUUUACCUAUUCAGCCACUAAUUAGUAAGAUGCAAACUAGAGCCCAAAUUGCAGGUAGCCUCCUUCCCCUGAAUCCAGCCAUGCAAGUGAUUCAGGUAUCUCAGCCAAUAACCUCACCUGCCAAUGCGUCACCUGUUAAUCAGAACAUCGUCAUUCUCCAGCCUCCUAAUGCUAAUCCCUGUCCUCCAGUACUGAGAGCUGAACUCCCAAAUCAGACCGUUAGCCAACAGAUUGUAAUAAUACAAACCGCUAAUCCAAAUCCCCUCUCCUUUUUCUCGACACCAUCAGCUGUUAAAAUGCCUGUGAAUGGAACAAAUGCUGGCAAUCUUAUACAAAGUGCCUCUGGCCCUCAUAUGUUCGGUGGGAAACAUCUUGUCCAUAUUUUACCAAGGCCCUCCUCUUCAACAUCUUCUUGCCUGACACAAACAUUUUCAGUUUCAGUGUCUAACCAAAAGCUUCCACAGACCAUUUCUUUAAAUGGACAGUUAUUUGCAUUAAAGCCUAUGAAGUCCUGCUCUGGAGGUUUAGAUCAAACCCCUAUGCAAAUUAUUCAGCCUACCACCAGUGAAGAUCCAAAUACCAACAUUGCGCUCAAUGCGUUUGGUGCUUUAGCUAACCUCAAUCAAAGCAUAUCACAGAUGGCUGGCCAAAGCUGUCUACAGGUGUCUGGCAAUCAGCCUACCAACCCCAAAACUGUCAGUAGCCAGACCACACCAAUAACUCCUGCUUUGCUAGCAGCCACAAUACCUUCCUCUUCAGCUGCUGAGAAUUCUGGGUUAACCUGUACUUCAACUUCACUAGAUGUUUCUCCCCACAAAGCUGCUGGUUUGGGCUCAAAAUGGCCUAACAAAAGUUCAGGUACUAAGAAAAGCUUAGUAGCCAGCAACAACCUUGCAUGUCAAGUGGAUCCUGGCAAAGAAUGCAAAAAAUUUGAUAGCAGGAAUGUGGCCACUGCAUCCGAACAUUCAGGAAGUGACAUAUUGCUUGAAAACAUGCCUGUUCUGCAGUGCUUGGCUCUACCACAAGCAAACUGUAGAGUAACACCAAAUGAUGUAAAUGCUUCUGAUCCUCAUCCCAAAGAUAGACUGAGAGCUGAACAGGACAUGGAAUCUACCCUGACACCUGACCUGAAUGCAGCUGUAGUGCCUAGAUCACUGUCCCUUGAAUCAUCCUUACUGGGUCAAUUUGAAGUAGUUCCUGCAAUUUCCACAGACCGUGCUUCUCCAUCUCUUCAGACCAACUCAACAGCAAAUCCUCAGUUAUCAGACCUGUCCAAGUGCAUACCCACCAGUCCUUUACUAGCCUCUUCUUCUGAUUCUCGGGUGACUAUUUCUCAAAAUUCUGAGACACCGGUGUCAAAUGGAGAAACAAAUACAGAGAGCGUUCCCAGAACAGAGGUCUCAGAGAUCUGCAGGAUGGAACAAAAUUGUUCCAUAGUAAUGCAAGCCUCAGAUUUAUUGGAAGAACAGGGCCUAACCAAAAUGUUCUCAGAGUUUAGUAAAGUAGGAGAAGUUGUACAAAAAUCCUUUUCAGUCCAAGUAGAGCACCCCAGUUUUUGUACCCAAAGUGUAAAAUCAAAUAUCAACCCAAAUGAUAACCUGGGAAGGAAACAAGAAGGGCUCUUGCUAAUGAACACUGAGGAAGAAAACCUUGCACGGUCUAAUUCUUGCACCUCCGACCAGGAGGCAGUCGCUGCUAAUAGGCAGGCAGACUCCCCCAUGUCAACUAGUUCAGGUAGCAGUUGUGGCUUUUCUGUUGCAUCCAUGUUGCCAGAUACGUGUAGGGAAAAUGUUUCUAACAGCACUUUGGUGAACACACACAGCACCUGCACAUUUUCAGAGCAAACAGAUAUUGUGGCACUGGCUGCAAGAGCAAUUUUUGACCAAGAGACUCUUGCAAAAAAUACAGGAACAGUAUUGGGAACUUCUGCUUCCAAGAGUAGUAAAGUGGCAUCUCUAGGAAGAGACCAACCAUUCAAAGCCCAUCCAGUUAAAAACACUAAUCAGAUAGAAACAGUGCCAGACAAUUUCACUACCCAGAGUUCAGUGCAAAUAAACAUUGAGUUGUCUGCGGAGAAAAGCUGUUCUGUUGGUCUGGAAAUGUCUGAUACAACUUUGCAGAUUCCAACCCCACAGCCUUCAAGCACCUCAAGCUUGAGUGUCAAUAAUCUCAUACAUCAAACCUGCAUCAUCCAUCCUCCAGUAAGUUGCUCAGGUGUACCCUCAUCUUCAGACCAAACAACUGUUUCUGUGUCUGGGACUCAGUCCAUGCCUGCUAAUUCAUAUAUGACUCAGUCUCCAGGACGUUCUCCAGGCUUGAUGGCAGACUAUCCCUCAGAACAGCUAUCUGCUCUUCAGACUAGCACAGUGACAGGUCCGCAGAUGUGCGAACCGCACUUAAAGCAGCAAAGACAAGAAAGCCGCAAAGAAUCAGCCAAGCGUUCUGUUCAAGAUGAUCACCUGCUUUCUACAUCAAAGAGGCAGAAACAGUGCCAGACAGCACCUCUACAGCUUGAAGAGAUGGCUCUGCUGAAUCAAACAGCUGAUGAUAUUGAGGAUCAAAAUCAAAUCCGUGUGAAUCAGAUCCCCUCCAAUUCAUCUAAUCUCGCAGUGUCCGUGAGUAGUCAAGGACAUACCAAUGGCCAUAGCAGGUUAUUUCAAGCCAGCAAUUUCGUGUCACCUACUUUGAGGCAAGCUGAAAUUCAGUGUAAUUCUCAUCCACCAAUCUUAGAUCAAGCAGGACAACAUCUGCAGCCUAUCCAACAUGCUCUCUCUCAAGGAAUGGCUCAUCUUCAAGCUAAUCACCCAUACAUAAAGCCACAGCAACAGCAGGCUGGACAGCUAAGAGAAAGGCAUCAGUUGUAUCAACUUCAGCAUCAUAUUUCUCCUGCAGAAAGUUCUGUACACUCUCAAGCUCAUAUUGUCCAUCAGCAAAGAAUAUUGCAUCAAGAGGUACAGCUGCAGAAAAAGAGAAGCCUCAUUCAAGCAACUCAGCCUACCACACUUGCUUUACAGCAGAAGCAUCAUGGAAAUGACCAAUCACGGUCAAAGGGUAGCCAGCCACAUCCUCAUCACUCCCAGAUUCAACAGUUGCAGCAGCACUACCCUUCUUCCCAGCCUGAGAAGAAUUGUGAGAAUCCCGCUUUGAGCAGAACUCAUAGCCAUCCGCGGAGCCAUCCAACUCAGGACAUUCUGCAUCAGCAGUCAUCAGACGUGGGCAACAGACAGCCAGGUUCUGGAGUUCCUUCUGAACAUGUCUCAGGACAUAGCCAGAUGCAUAGACUGUUGACCUCCAGGGCUUUGGAGCAGCAAAUAGUGUCUCAACCUAGUAUUGUCACCAGACCAGAAGUUGCUUGCCUCCCUCAUAGGCAAGAAAGAAAUAGAGUUAGUAGUUACUCUGCAGAGGCACUUAUUGGGAAAUCUUCAUCUAAUUCAGAACACAGGCUAGGAGUAUCCAUGCAGAGCUUCAAAGUUUCAGACCAUCUUGAAAUGAGAAAUUAUGCUGAUGUAUCUAGGAAUAAAGAACUGGUAAUCCAUAAUACACAAAGUCGUGUAUCUGUAGAUCAUCCACUUGGAUCAGAUAUUCAAAGGCUCUCUGAGUGCCAGACAUUUAAGGUGAAUGCCAUUAAUCAACAGCCUACAGGUAAUUUUGAUGUGCAAUCUUCAAGAAGUAAUGAAAUAGGUAAUGCUCUCAGGGGUAUGCAGACGCAGAGUUUUCGACUUGCCCAAAAUGCUGGACCACCAGUAGACAGACAAAAAAGGUUGUCUUAUCAACCAGUUCAAAGCAUUUCAGCAGGAAAUCCUCUUCCCCCCCGAAGAGACAAUGAGAAUACAUGCCACCAAGGUUUCAUGCAAAGUUUACUUAUUCCUCAUCUUGGAGAUCAAGCUAAUGGAAGCCAACGGCCAAUUUCAGAGCAUCAGAGAAAUCCACAGUGUGCUACUUCUUCAAAUGUUGAUUAUAAUUGUGCCCCAGCAAGAGAAAGUAUUCAUAUUCGGAGGGAAGGUGAUGAUCAGAACAGAGAAAGUUGUGACAUGUCUCUUGGUACUAUUAAUGGUAGGAACAAUUCAUUAACUAUUCCCUUUUCAAGUUCUUCUGGAGAUAUUCAAGGCCGUAACUCAAGUCCCAAUAUUUCUAUCCAGAAAUCUAAUUCCAUGAGAAUAACAGAGAGCCAUGGAACAAAGGGUCACAUAAAUGCCUCAGCUUCUAGCAAUGUACAUGGAGCUACACGUCCUCUUCACUAUGCACCAGUCUCUCGUGGGAAUGCUGACCAAGUUCCUCCAUCUGUUCGUCACACCAAUUCUUCAGCCACUGACCGAUCAAGACAUCCUUUGCAGGAUAAUGGUGGCUCUAAAAUUCGCCAGCCUGAAAGGAAUCGUUCUGCAAAUCAAAGACAUGGGAAUGUGUUUGAACCUUCUCUUCCUCAACUUCCUUUAUCCACUGGUGGAGGAAUGAUCCUUGGACGACAGCAACCUACCCUUGAAAAAAGGGGCAGCAUUGUGCGAUUCAUGCCUGAAGGACCACAAGUGUCUCAUGAUAGUACAGCUGCUGAUCAGCACACGUUAUCUCAAAAUUUUGGAUUCUCUUUUAUUCCAGAAAGUGGAAUGAAUCCCCCAGUAAAUGCUAAUGCAUCAUUUAUUCCACCAGUGACUCAACCCAAUGCUACCCGAACAGCAGCCCUGAUUCCAGUAGAUCCUCAAAAUACAUUGCCAUCUUUCUAUCCACCAUAUUCUCCUGCACACCCUACCCUGUCUAAUGACAUUUCAAUUCCUUAUUUUUCUAACCAAAUGUUUUCUAAUCCAAGUACAGAGAAGCCAAAUGGUGGAGGCUUAAACAAUCGUUUUGGUUCUAUUUUGUCACCUCCUAGACCAGUUGGCUUUGCUCAGCCAAGUUUUCCCCUUUUGACAGAUAUGCCUCCAAUGCAUAUGGCCAAUUCAUCACACUUGUCCAAUUUUAAUUUGACUUCUUUAUUCCCAGAAAUAGCUACAGCUCUUCCUUCAGAUGGAUCGGCAAUUUCACCACUGCUCUCAGUAGCAAAUACUUCUGGUUCUGACUCUUUGAAACAAUCGUCAAACCGGCCUGCCCAUAACAUAAGCCAUAUUCUAGGUCAUGACUGCAGUUCAGCUGUAUGAAAAGAAUGGGAAGGGGGUGAAUUUUUUUGAACGCCUGUGUUUGUGUGUGUAAUGCAUAUAUACUUGUAUAAAUUUGGAUUUACCAUUUCUAAGGAGUCCAUUUGUAAUAUCGCUCUUGGAACUGUUUCAUUUGCAGAUUAUUCUUGGGCUUAUACAUAAACAUUUAUAUUGCUCACUUAGAAUCUUGAUGCAUCUUUAAGUGCAAACUAGUUGUUAAGACUAAGCUGUUUUAACAGCUUAUGAUAAUGUGACACUCCUCACCCCUGUAUUGUUACCAUCUUUAUGAAAAAUGGGACUAGGAAAACAAACCAAAGAGUUGCAUUUAUAAUCCUUGGAAAGUAACAUUUUGCCCAUGAUGUAUGUGGAACAUAUAGGCUGCUUUUAAAAAUUGGUGUUGACAUCUAUUUGUGAUAAAUUCUUCUAUUCCAAUUUAAUGCCAUGCUUAGUUUCUAAUGACCUGUAUGAAAACUGUAUGGAAAUUAUUGCUUCAUGUACAAGUUUUAUAGCAGAAAUAUAAGUAGUAAUAUUAUAUCUAAGUAGUUUCCUCCCACUUGAUAGAGAAUUCAUUCUUUUUGCCCCUGAUUUAAAUACUGUGAGCUUUCUCAGGUAUCAUUUUUUUCUUGUUUAGAACCCUCUUAAGAAGGCUCCUCUUCCUUCCCUUUUUUUUACAUUAACCAUUUUAAAUUUCCUCUAGUAAUAAGAACACUAGAAAUAUUGUUAAAUGAGGCUGUAAACAAAGUGAACAGGAGUGAUAGCAGUCUGUAGGCAAACUUAUUACAUGCAUAAAUAACUUUUUGCUCUGGCCAAAGUCAGAGGAACUAUAAGGAAAAAGAGGAUCAUGUGAUGUUUAACGGAAUGGUCUUGAUAGUGUAAGUUGAGAAUGGAAAUAAUGCCCCCCAAAAUAGUUGAUUUAAACAUUCCAAAACUGUGUCAAGCAACAAGGGAAUAUUUUUGUAAAGAUCAAAAAACAUAUUUUAAUGCACCCCUUUGAUUUCUUUAAAACACCAUUAUCGUUUCUAUUUGUCUCUCCACACUGCUGAUGGCAAAAUUAUGAUGGUAUCAGUAAGUCAUUGUCUAAGGUAUUAUUGUGAUGAAUUGCUAAUUCUUUGUUUACAUUUCUUUCUAUAAGGUCUGCAAACUGGUAACUAGAAUUGUAAUCAUUGCCAUAAUGUCUCCUUUCUAUUGAAGGAGUUAACAUACAAAGGAUUCUAAAAUGGGGAUAUUAGUAUCAUUUACUAGUAUUUAGCAAAGCACUAAGCUGAAGUUACUGUAUAUUUAUAGCUCUGUCUUGGAACUGCAGUACAACAGUAUGAAUAACCAUAAGCUCAGCUUUCUGGCUAUAGGAUAGUUGUAUCUUAUCACUAUAUUGCAUUGAUAUUUGGAAUGUGAAACAACAUUCACAUCCACUUCUAGACGGAGUUUCUAGAGCAGCCUCAUUUGGGGAGGCGAGUCAGAUACUUUUUGAUAGCAGGAAGAAAAUGUCUUCCUACAGUGGCUAACCAGAGCCGUUGGCACCUAAACCUAAUCCCCUGCAUUUCCAUGGUUGACCUGGUUAGAGUCUUUGUAGAUCAUGCAAAUAGGGCCAGAUAGCUUAUAGUUUUACUUUCUUUUUCCUCCCUCUUAUUAGUUGGCUAUGCAGUUGAUUGUCUACAGGAAACAAGUUCCUAUUUAUCAUAUUCCAUGGGGGGGGGGGGAAACAGGUGCUCUUCCUAACCAAUUUAAAUGCAUAACAUGUAGGGAGAAUGUAAGAAUGGGAAGUGGCCAAGAAUAUAUUGACCAGCAGAGAAAUUCAGUUUCUUGAACAAACUUUCUAUGCAAAAGUUUAUGCUUUUAUGAUUUCUGAGAGUGUUAAGUUUUUCUGAAAAUGUAUUUGAAGAGUCUGAUGCACAGAUGAACAGGAAAUGCAAGUAAAUGGCAGGGUAUUUAACUAAUAGGAGAAACUGUAUUCCCUUCUGUUGAGUCAAUUUUUAUCAUGCUUUAGUGCAUAGAGGAAGCCUUGAUAGUUAGAAGGAUGUAAGUCUGACAUUCUGCACAUUGGUUUGGGUUAACACCUUUUAUGACAAUAGGUGAAAAAAAUUAAGCAUUCAGACUUUCAUAUAUUUGGUUUAGUCAUAUAAACCAAUAGCUACUCUCUCUGAGCAUUUAUCAGUAAUUUUUGCUAGGAUUUUUAGUAGACAUUAGUAUAGAUUACUACUAGUAUUUUUCAAAAGUAUUCUCACACUAAAAUAUAUUAUAACAUCUGUCUUGAUGUUGCCUGCAAUGGUAAUAUUGCUGCCGCAGAUAUUACCUAAGUUUUUAUUAUUAGUAGGGAUUCUGUUUAGCAGAAGAGCAUCAGCUCCCUAUUGAGAUUCAAAUCCAAUUUUUUCUCCUUUUUUCAGGUAAUAGUGCCCUUCAGUUAAAAAUCGCAUGAGGAAAUACUUGCUUUGAAGAAUGCCCUUAACUUUUUUUUAAUUAUUAAAAAUGCUAAUAUUUUCUAACAUUUGUGUUACACUAUCCCAGGCUUCUACCUUUAUUACAAAUUUCCCAUGGUAUGAUCUCAUCAAGAUCUCAUAAAUUGUGAUCUUAUCACAUUGUCUUACCGACACUGAUGUGACUGGAAGCUUCCCAUAUCCCAGAAAAGUACAUGAAGCAAUGGGGACUUCCAAGGUUUGUAAAAUCCAUAGGAUGUCAGCUUUUGGAUGCGUGUAGAACUGAACUUUCCUUAUUGCUAAGAUCUAUAGAUGCAACAGUGGCUGAAUCAUCUGAAAAUAUGGAAACUCUAGUUUAUAUAGAUGUAUGUAAAUAAUGUUUGGGGUUUCUGUUGAGUCUAGGUAGUCAAGCCUUGCUCUUUUAAUGGGAACAGAUAAAGAAAACUUGCUGUCACACAGCAUAGUAGCCUACAGGUUUAUAUCCUGUGGUCAAACUUUUCUUUCUAUGCUGUGCUGCUACGCCAUGACAGCUUCCUUAUGCACAUAGGGGAAUUAUCUAAAGUCCUCCUUGUUUUGAAAUUAAGAAAUGUAUGGUGAUUGUGCUACAGUUUUCAGCAAAUUAAGAAUGUAUGCUGUUGUGCAUUCUGUAAUAUUUUAUCCACUACUUAAGGUCCCCCAGAAUUUUUCAAAAUCUGGAAGAGAAACUUGUAAUAGCACUGAUAAGGAAAGUUUAUUAUUAUUGUAAAUAAGGUUUUUUAUUUUGACACCUUUUUACAAAUUGAAUGCAUUUGUAUGUAAAUACCUGCAACACUGAUUUUUUAAAAAAAAUUCAGAUUUUUAUUAAAUGUAAAAUUAUAUUGAUUGUAAACAUUGUAUAGAUAUAAACAAAAUGGUAUUUUAUUUUUUAAAAUGUACAAUUGUGCACUAUCAUUUUGUGUUCUGCUUGUGCUUUGUGAUUCUUCCCUUGCAGGAAAAACAAAAAGCAAAACCAAUGAUCCUAUAUUUAAAUAUCCAGACAAA
Molecule: messenger RNA, 10166 nt
Organism: Candoia aspera
Lineage: Eukaryota; Metazoa; Chordata; Lepidosauria; Squamata; Candoiidae
Gene: USF3
Product: upstream transcription factor family member 3
Exons: 6
Coding region: 28-6738 (2236 amino acids)
Biological process (GO): negative regulation of epithelial to mesenchymal transition; positive regulation of transcription by RNA polymerase II
Molecular function (GO): DNA-binding transcription activator activity, RNA polymerase II-specific; RNA polymerase II transcription regulatory region sequence-specific DNA binding; protein dimerization activity
Source: RefSeq, a predicted model, not a curated record